AUGGCGCUCCUGCACAUGUUACUCGGAGGGCUUCUCCUGUGCUCUUCCUUGCACACCACAUGUCUGGCAGCAACAGCGAGGAGUGAUACUCUUGCGGCGGGCGAGGCCCUCGGCAUGGGUGAGAAGCUGGUCUCAAGCAACGGCAAGUUCGCGCUCGGCUUCUUCCAGUUCCAGCAUCAAGUCCCAGCCACAGGCAACAUCAGUAAGUCCCCCAGCACCGUCACCACCACCACCUCCUCCCCUGGCUGGUACCUCGGCAUAUGGUUCAACAAGAUCCCAGUUCUCACCACUGUUUGGGUUGCUAAUAGGGAGAGACCCAUCACUGACACCGAGGUCAAGCUAGCACAGCUCAAAAUCUCAAGAAAUGGCAACCUCGUCAUCAUCUUAAACAAUGCCACCAGUACUAAACCAUCCAUACUCUGGUCCAUCACUGACAACAUUGUUGUCAACAGCACAAGCAACACCAGUGCUGUUCUCAUGAGCACCGGAAACCUUGCCGUCAUACCAAACACAACAGCAUCUAACCCAGCAGUAGCACCGUUGUGGCAGAGCUUCGACUACCCAACGGAUGUCGGGCUUCCUGGUGCCAAGGUAGGACGAAACAAGGUCACAGGGUUUAGCCGGCAGUUCAUCUCAAAGAAGAGCCUGAUAGAUCCUAGCCUCGGCUCAUACUCCGUCGAAAUAGACGCCGACGGGGUGUUGCUACUUAGAAGCCGCAAGCCCCCCUUUGUAGCGUACUGGACUUGGCCGUCUGGAAAGCUAGGGGAGCUUGUAUCGGUGCUGACCGCACUGCUAGAAAUGGAUCCACGGACUAAAGGUUUACUUAAGCCCACAUUUGUCGAUAACGACGAAGAGGUGUCCUUCACUUACACCUUGCUGGAUGACUCAUCUUCCAUAUUUGUUCCAAUAAGCAUCACCGGUCAACUAGAGCUGAAUGUUUGGUCGCAAGCCACGGAGUCUUGGCAGACCGUGUAUGCACAGCCUUCUGAUUUCUGCACAACGUAUGCCGUGUGCGGACCUUUCACGGUCUGCAAUGGCAAUACUAGUCCAUUCUGUGGCUGUAUGGAGGGCUUCUCUCAGAGGUCGCCUCAUGCUUGGGAGCUUGAUGAUCGGACAGGAGGGUGUGCCAGAAAUACUCCGUUAGACUGCAUUGCUAGCAACACAAGCACAGCUAGGUCCGCUGAUGUGUUCCACCCUAUAGCUCAUGUGACAUUGCCCUAUGAUCCCCGGAGAUUACAAGAUGCUACUACGCAGAGCGAUUGCGCGGGAGCUUGCCUCAGAGAUUGCUCUUGCACUGCUUAUGCCUAUAACAACAGUAUAUGCUCUAUGUGGCAUGGAGAAUUGCUUAAUGUAAAUCAGGAUGAUGGUAAUGGUAUUGUUUCUCAGGAUGUUCUUUACAUUCGCCUUGCUGAGAGAGAUUAUCAAAGUAUGGUGAAAAACAACAGAGGAAUAUCAAGACUUGUUAUUGUUGCAAGCACUGCUGGUUUUGGGUUAAUAAUGCUCAUGCUGUUGUUGAUGUUUCGGAGGAACAGAUCCAUGUGGUGCAAUGCUCAACUACAUGACAUGCAAGGUACUGGUGGGGGAAUUAUAGCCUUUAGAUACAACAAUUUGUGCCGUGCUACUAAAAAUUUCUCCGAAAGGCUAGGAGGAGGUGGUUUUGGUUCUGUAUUCAAGGGAGUGUUAAAUGACAAAACUAUCAUAGCAGUGAAGAGGCUUGAUGGUGCUCGUCAAGGAGAGAAGCAAUUCAGGGCUGAGGUGAGCUCAAUCGGAUUGAUCCAACAUAUCAACCUAGUCAAAUUGAUUGGUUUCUGUUGUGGUGGAGACAAGAGACUACUUGUCUAUGAACACAUGCCAAAUGGAUCUCUUGAUGGGCAUCUGUUUAAGAGCAAUUCUCCUGUCCUUAAUUGGAAUACCAGGUAUCAAAUAGCCAUAGGAGUUGCUAGAGGAUUGCUCUACUUGCAUAAGAGUUGUCGUGAAUGCAUCAUACACUGUGAUAUCAAGCCAGAAAACAUACUUCUCGAUGCUUCAUUUGUUCCUAAAAUUGCAGACUUCGGGAUGGCAGCGUGUGUGGGAAGAGACUAUAGCCGAGUUCUAACUACAUUCAGAGGCACUGCAGGGUAUCUUGCCCCCGAGUGGCUUAGUGGAGUUGCUAUUACACCAAAAGUUGAUGUCUACAGUUUCGGUAUGGUAUUGAUGGAAAUCAUAUCAGGAACAAGGAACUCACCACAAGUGCAUACCGGUAACAGUUACCAUGUCUCUUAUUUCCCUGUGCAAGUCAUCAACAAGCUUCAUGAGGGAGACCUGCAGAGUUUGGUGGACCCAGAAUUACAAGGCGACUUCAAUAUGCAACAAGUCGAAAGGGUUUGCAGAGUUGCAUGUUGGUGCAUCCAAGAUAAUGACUUCAACCGGCCAGCAAUGGAUGAAGUGGUCCGAGUUCUUGAUGGUCUCCAAGAGUUUGAUAUACCCCCGAUGCCAAGAUUGCUUGCCGCUAUAACACAUUGUGCAGAUGUGUCUUCAAUGUAA
This is a messenger RNA of Miscanthus lutarioriparius, 2523 nucleotides long. NCBI's taxonomy places the organism in Eukaryota, Viridiplantae, Streptophyta, Magnoliopsida, Poales, Poaceae. The record is from the annotation of a GenBank genome assembly.